AUGGCAGGACAACCUGUAACAACAUUUCACAAAGCUGUAGCUUUAAUUUCAGCAGUUUGCGUCGACCUUUUCUUCUUUUACGCGUCAGGGUUUGUUGCAAUUCACGGCGCGUUUGGGCAUCUGGCGCGUCUGUGGGUCUUUGCAGCUCUGCGAUGGUCAGUCAUUAUUUUUGUAGCUCUCCUCAUACUGGGAGACCUCAAGCCGCGGCUGAUUCGUUUCAUAACGGCUCACAGUCUGCUUCCAGCCGUGCUGGAGACCGGAACCAGGCUUUACGGUGCGGAGAGCCAGUGCGGUCAGGUGGUGGAUGUGCGCUGCUGGCUCAUGUUCGCCGGCGCGUCGCUCGGAGCUGCGCUCUUCUGGGAGAUCACCAUCCCGGACAGCGAUGAGGAGGCUGAGAGUAAGGAGCAGAAACACAAGUCCAGAGUUCUGUUCAUGAGAGUCCUUCACCUUUACAAGCCCGACUACCUCCUGCUGCUCGGAGGUCUCGUGUUCCUGUCGCUGGCUGUCAUCUGUGAGAUGUUCAUCCCAUUCUACACAGGCAGAGUCAUUGACAUCCUUGGAAGUCAUUACCAACAAAAUGAAUUUCUCACUGCACUUGUUUUCAUGGGGCUGUUUUCAGUGGGAAGUUCAGUGAGUGCCGGCUGCAGAGGGGGUGUCUUACUUUGUGCCAUCAGCUCAUUUACAUGCAGAAUCAAAGUGAUGCUGUUUGAAGCUUUGACUAAACAGGAAAUUGGGUUUUUUGAAGUCAUAAAAACAGGUGAAAUCACAUCUAGAUUGUCCAGAGACACCAACCUGACAGGAAGAACAGUAUGUUUGAAUGUCAACGUGUUGCUGAGAACUUUCAUCAAGACUAUGGGCAUGAUCUUCCUGAUGAUGUCUCUGUCAUGGAAGCUCACCUUGCUUGUACUGAUGAAAACACCCAUCACUGGUCUCAUACAGAACAUCUAUGACACACACUACCAGAGGUUAUCCCAGGCCAUGCAGGACUCAGUGGCUCAUACAAAUGAUGCUGCAAACGAGGUUGUGUUUGGUAUUCGUGUGGUUCGAAGUUUCAACACAGAAAAACAUGAAGCUGAUCGUUAUGAUAAACGAUUAAUGGAAACACACACUCUGAAAACCCGCCGGGACACUGUGGAGGCAAUUUACCUGCUCGCACGGAGGUUUACAGGUUUGGGGAUGCAGGUCUUUAUUCUGUACUAUGGCAGACUUUUUAUCCGGAUGGGACAGAUGACCACAGGAAGUCUCGUUUCUUUCAUCAUCUAUCAGUCAGAUCUUGGAGACAAUAUCAGGACACUUACUUAUAUCUUUGGUGACAUGCUGAACUCAGUGAUGGCUGCUGGGAAAGUGUUUGAGUACCUGGACAGAAAACCUCAGGUCAGCACAGAUGGAAAACUCAAACCGGAUCAGCUGAAAGGACACAUCAGAUACCACAGUCUCAACUUUGCCUAUCCUUCAAACCCCAACAAAACUGUGCUGCAGGACUUUUCCUUGGAUCUGAAGCCUGGUCAGAUGACAGCUCUUGUCGGUCCAUCUGGAGAAGGAAAAAGCACCUGUGUGAGUCUGUUGGAGAGACUGUAUGAGCCUCAGGACGGAGGAAUCUUUCUUGACGGGGAGCCACUUAGAUCCUAUGAUCACCGCUUCUUCCACAAGAAGGUUGCCGUGGUGAGCCAGGAGCCUGUUCUGUUCUCCGGCUCUGUCAGAGAUAACAUCACCUACGGACUUACUGGCUGCUCAUUGGAUGAAAUUGAGGAAGCGGCACGCAAAGCCAACGCACAUGAAUUUAUUCAACAACUAAAGAACGGCUAUGAUACAGAGGUGGGUGAGAGUGGCGGCCAGUUAUCCAAGAGCGAGAGGCAGCGGAUCGGCAUUGCUCGAGCUCUGAUCAGACAGCCCAAGGUCCUCAUUCUGGAUGAAAUAACCAGCUCUCUGGACUCUGAGAGUGAAAAUAAGGUCCAGCAGGCCUUGGCAGGCUGCCCUGAUCAGACUCUUCUGGUGAUCGCUCACAGGCUGAAGACCAUCGAGAAGGCAGACCAGAUCGUUGUGAUCAGUGGAGGUAAAGUGAAGGAGCAGGGGACUCACCAGGAGCUGAUGGAGCUGAAGGGGAGUUACCAUAAACUGAGAGAGGAGCUGUUCAGUGAGCGAAACUCAGCACGAUGA
Messenger RNA from Nematolebias whitei (Rio pearlfish), 2157 nucleotides. RefSeq names its product transporter associated with antigen processing, subunit type a (gene tap2a). Bases 1 to 2157 code for a protein of 718 amino acids. NCBI's taxonomy places the organism in Eukaryota, Metazoa, Chordata, Actinopteri, Cyprinodontiformes, Rivulidae. Gene Ontology annotation, molecular function: ABC-type oligopeptide transporter activity; ATP binding; ATP hydrolysis activity. The transcript has 11 exons. The record is from RefSeq and is a predicted model, not a curated record. Gene Ontology annotation, biological process: transmembrane transport. Gene Ontology annotation, cellular component: membrane.